AUGUUAAAAAAAGUUAUAUUCACUAUUUUUGCGCUGACACUGGCGACUGACAGCGUGGCCAAGCCGAAGGGUGAGGAGAGGAUGCGUUUCUUAGUUGAUGAAACCAAUCGUGAUCAUGAGCCGUACGCCGACCUGGCGCUCUACAUGGUGGAGCGCUACAUCAGCUCGAAGACUAGCACGCUCAUCAUCAUGGAGAAUUGCGAGCACUGCUUUCUGGGACUGCAGAAUAUGCAUACGCGUUUGUUGCGCUACUUUCUGAAGCGCUUCAAUCCCACCAUGUCGCUGCAGCUGUUCUUUGGACUGCCUGAGGAUAGAUUGUGGGACUACAACAUUUUCAUUGUAGACUCCUUGCACGCCUUUAAAAAUCUAAGUAUUAACAUUCCGGAAACCAGUUAUGAGCAUCAGUUCCACUUCUUCAUAAUUCUAACAUUAAAGACGAAGUCGAGCGAGGUCGCGGCGCACCAUAUGAGAGCAAUAUUCAACGAGUGCUUGCGUUUCAAUGUGGACAAUGUUGUUGUGAUGCUCGAAUUGGACAAAAGGAAGUUUGGUUUCUACACUUACUACCUGUUCGCUGAUGUUUACUGCCAUCAAGACGAAAACAUUGAGAUUGUUCACUUCAACACGUAUUUUAAUGGCAGCUUGGAGCACGACCGCCUUUUUCCGCAGCAUUUGCGUGAUUUCCACGGCUGUCAGUUGUUCAUUUGCUUGGAGUUGGGCUAUCCCUUACUCGGAUUCCAUGGCAAUCGCAGCGAUCCGCACGAUUUGCAGGAUAUCCGCCUAGUGGCCGGAAUCGAAGGUGAUCUAUUAAGGGACCUGGCUAAGGCUCUUAAUUUUCGUGUUAACUUUUCCAUAUCAAAGAACCGAGGUGUAAUCGGCGAAAACAACGACUCGACUGGCUGUUUUGCGGAGUUGGCUGCCGGGAAGGCGGACAUGGCAAUUGGCUGCUUGAGUAGUACGGAUGGCUUACGUCAUGUUUUCAGCUACUCCAUCUCGUACCAUCACAGUCUGUAUGUUUUUAUCGUUCGCAGUGGUUUGCAUUUUGGACCCAUCAAGCAAUUGGUACAUACCUUCUGCCGGAGCGUUUGGCAGGCGAUUGGUAUUUGCUGUGUUAUUGGCAUGAUUUUUAUUCGUUUCGUAAUAAGUUGUACCAGUUCGGGGGUGUGCGAGAAAUUGGUCGGGCAACGCAAACACAGUGAUUCCACCAAUUUGAUUGUUGUGAUGAUGGGGAAUCCUAUUAAAAUUUUACCACGUCAAAAUUGCGCCCGAUUAUUGCUUAUGUCCUGGCUGUUGGCAACGCUGGUGCUGCGCAAUGCCUAUCAAGCCAAAAUGUUCGAUAGUUUGCGUAUAUCCAGACGUAUACCGAUACCGCGUACCAUUGCUGGGUUGGAAGAAAAAAAUUACAUAUUCGUCAGCGAUAAGUAUGCAGAGUUCUAUCCGCGAAAUAUGACGCGAAUUAUGUCUAACAUUACGCAACGGUAUCGCAUGGUGCAGCAGAGUGACACAGAACGGCUGAUCACUUCUUCCAUGCUGGACACAUUGGCCUGGCAUAAUCGACAAAAUUGGAACACCAGCUCCUUGACAUAUGUCGAUGAACCGAUCUAUAACGUACAGAUAUCUAUGUAUUUCAAGAAGCACUCUAUAUUACGUUCGAUCUUCGAUGACCGCAUUAAGAAAUUGGCUUCGGCUGGCAUCACGUCACACCUUGGAGCGAAGCAUGUGAAAAAACAGUUCCAGGUAAUGAACGCGAAUUCACAACGCCUGCCAGCCAUUAGCAGCAACAUGUUGCGUGGCCUAUAUAUCUUGUAUGCAAUGCUUAUGACAAUAGCUUUCACUCAAUUUGCCCUGGAGCUACUGACCAAAAGGGCACCCAGUGUUAGACGAGCAAUGGACUGGAUACACUAUGUGGGUCGGGACUAG
Molecule: messenger RNA, 1917 nt
Organism: Bactrocera tryoni
Lineage: Eukaryota; Metazoa; Arthropoda; Insecta; Diptera; Tephritidae
Exons: 3
Coding region: 1-1917 (638 amino acids)
Source: RefSeq, a predicted model, not a curated record